Cornus florida is the source of this 7142-nucleotide messenger RNA. RefSeq lists its product as uncharacterized. The record is from RefSeq and is a predicted model, not a curated record. The transcript is spliced from 4 exons. Gene Ontology annotation, cellular component: cytosol. The coding region runs from base 208 to 6906 and encodes 2232 amino acids. Gene Ontology annotation, biological process: tRNA methylation. Lineage: Eukaryota; Viridiplantae; Streptophyta; Magnoliopsida; Cornales; Cornaceae.
UAGACAAGCCGCCUCUGUUCCCGUUUCACUCUCUAUACCUUUCGCUCUCUAAAGUAGCAGAGAUUUGAGAGAGAGAGAGAGAGAGAGAGAGUCAUCGAGCUUUUGGAGUGGAAACGACACAAAAUUCAUUUCUCAAAGCUCUCCGAAUAUCAUCUUCAACCAGGUGACAUUUUCAUUCUCAAACUCUUUCACUUUCGAUCUUCAAACAUGUCUGCAAAAUGGCGAGCCUUACAACAUCGUCAUCGCUACACUUAUAGCGCUGUAAUCUUCCCACAGUCUUUCAUAGAAGCUUUGAAUUCAUUGACUAUAGAUACAAAUUGUUGUAAAUUCUACCUUGAAUUGAAAGAACUCAUAUCUCUCAAUUCAUUCUAUGCACAAGUCAAUCAUGUAAAGAAAGUCGCUUCGGCUUUUGCAGACUUGUUAGUGAAUGGUGAGGAGGGUUUUGUUUCAGAGGCCGCUAGGUUUUACUUGGAAAUUCUAUUUCUUGAGAAUUCUUUGCCAUUGCAUAAAACUUUGGUUUCUGUUCUUGCUAAAAAUCGGAACUUUCAGUCUCUGAUUGGUGAUUGUUUUCGAUUGCUCUGUGACGAGUAUGGUGGUGUGAAUGGGAAAGGGAAGAGGUUUUGCGUGUCGCGUGUGGCGUUGUCGAUGAUGAGUUCGCCCAAGUUAGGGUAUUUAGUGGAAGUUGUUGAAGAAUGUGCUAUUUUGGUGGCUUUGGAUAUAGUGGCUGGUUUGAAUUCUGUGGUUCCUGAGACUUGUGAGUGGUCUCAGCCUUCACCAAUUGUUAUGGAACAAUGCCAAGAGGCUUUGUCUUGUAUGUAUUACUUGCUUCAGCGUUUUCCUUUGAAGUUUAGUGGAUCAAAUGGUAGUCAGAAUGGUUUGUUUCUGGUGGAUUCCAAUGUUUUGGAGAUAAUUUUAACUACCAUUUUAAGCAUUUUGAAGUCGUUGGCCUUCUCAAGGGAUUGUUUUGUUGCUGCUGGGGUGAGUUUUUGUGCGGCUCUCCAAGUGUGUCUCAACCCUGAAGAGCUCGGUUUGGUUAUCAUGGAAGGUUUUUUCAAUCUAAGAGGUUGUAGUUUAGUUGAUAGUCCCAAGCAUCUGUUUACGGAUGCAAUCAAGAAGGUUCCAUACAAGGGAAAUUUGUUUUGUGAAAUCCGGAAUUUUUCUCUAUUGAGUAGACUCUGCUUGAUUAGAGGGAUUCUUACAGCAAUUUCAAGAACAGUACUCAAUUCCCAUUUUAUUUUGUCAAUGGAUGAUUUGAAGGGUUUUCAUGGUCAUGGAGAUAGUAUUAACACAGUUCAGACAAUUCUUUAUGAUGGGAUUUUGCCUGAACUGUGUAACUAUUGUGAGAACCCAGUUGAUAGUCAUUUUAACUUUCAUGUGCUAACUGUAAUGCAGAUCUGUUUUCAACAGAUAAAAACCUCUAUACAAGCUAAUCUUGGUAAUCCAAGAGAAGAUUAUGAUCCACUAUCAGAGGACAUGGGGGCUCGAAUAUUGAGGAUUAUAUGGAAUAACCUGGAAGAUCCUCUUAGCCAAACUGUCAAACAAGUUCAUCUUAUUUUUGAUCUCUUCUUAGACAUUCAGUCUACCCCUCAUUGGGCAGAGGAUAGUGGGAAGAUAAAGUUGGGCUUACGUAAAAUUGCAUUGGAUCUGCUCCGCCUGGGACCACGUUGCAAGGGAAGAUAUGCUCCUUUAGCUUCUCUGACGAGGAGAUUGGGAGCGAAGACUAUUUUAGAUAUGAAUCCUGACUUACUGUUUGAAACUGUACAUGCUUACAUUGAUGAUGAUGUUUGUUGUGCUGUCACGACUUUCUUGAAGUGUUUCCUUGAGUGCUUGCGUGAUGAGUGCUGGAGUAGUGAUGGUAUUGAAAGUGGUUAUGUGAAAUACAGGAGUAAUUGUUUGCCUCCCUUCUUGUUUGGGCUUGCUUCUGGAGUUUCAAAGCUCCGCUCAAAUUUGAACACUUAUGCUCUGCCAGUGUUACUUGAACUUGAUGUGGAUAGUAUAUUUCCCAUGCUUGCUUUUGUAUCAGUUGGGCAAGGUGGAGAAGACACUGAACUGGUUUAUCCGGAGCUCAGUUGUACGGAUAUGGUUCUGAGAGUUGAACAGCAAGUGGCUGUUUUAGUAUCAUUACUUAAAGUGUCUCGCUUGCUUGCUUUGAUGGAAGGGGACAUUGAUUGUUUUGAGAAUUCUUUAGUAUCACAGGAAGUGGGAGGGCUGAGAAACAAAAAUACAUUUCGUUAUGCUAAUUUCUGCAUAAAGGGAAUAAAACUUAGAGUCCCAGUUGAGUGGCUAGUACUGGCACUGACUCAUGUUGAUGAGUCACUUCGUAUAGAUGCAGCAGAGUCUCUGUUCUUAAACCCCAAGACAUCUAGUCUGCCAUCCCCUUUAGAACUGAGUCUGAUGAAAGCAGCAGUGCCAUUAAACAUGAGGUGUUGCUCCACAGCUUUUCAGAUGAAGUGGACCAGCUUGUUCAGAAAGUUCUUUUCUCGGGUUCGGAUAGGCUUAGAGAGACAAAUGAAGCAGGGAAGCUGGCAACCUCUUCUAUCCUUUGAUGAUAACAAAGUCCAUUUAUAUAAGAAAACUGAGGAAAUGGUGGUUAACAGAGCGGAGAAUCUCUUUCUUUUCAUGAAGUGGUUGAGUUCCUCUUUGUUUUUCUCAUGUUAUCCUUCUGCUCCGUAUGAGAGAAAAAUAAUGGCCAUGGAUCUCAUAUUGGUGAUGCUUAAUGUUUGGUCCAUUGCACCUUCUUUGCAAGGAAAGUUAGAUUCUGUUUCUUCUGAAAGUAUUUAUCCUUAUAAUAGGGGGUUUACUUUGCCUGAUUCAACUUUGCUGUUGGUAGGAUCAAUUAUUGAUAGUUGGGACAGGCUGAGAGAGAGUUCUUUCCGCAUUCUGCUAUAUUUUCCUACCCCGCUUCCUGGCAUUUCAGAUCAAGACAUGGUUUGGGAGGUAAUUAUAUGGGCUCAAAAAUUAGUUUGCAGUCCCCGUGUUAGAGAAAGUGAUGCUGGAGCUCUGACUUUACGGCUUAUAUUUAGGAAAUAUGUAUUGGAGCUUGGUUGGAUAGUCAGAGCUUCAUGUAAUGUUGUUUCUUCUCAUUCACGGUGUGAAAGGCCAAAAGGGGUUUUUCAAAAUUGUACAUCUAACUCUCCAACAAUAGAAUAUCUAAGAUCACUGAUCGAUUGGUUGCAUGUUGCUGUUGAGGAGGGAGAGAAGAAUCUUUCUGAAGCAUGCAAGAACAGCUUUGUUCAUGGGGUAUUGCUUACUCUUCGUUAUACUUUUGAAGAAUUGGAUUGGAAUUCCAAUACAGUCUCAUCUAGUAGUUCUGAAAUGAGACAUGCAUUAGAGAAGCUAUUGGAGUUGGUCAUGCGGAUAACUUCCUUGGCCCUUGGGGUGGUUUCUGCAGAUGCUUGGUAUUUACCUGGGGGCAUGGAUGAUAUGGUGGAUGAUGAUGAAGUUUUUUUAUCUGAGGUUCACCUCGAGAUGGAUGUGUCCAUGUCAGCAGCAGAACAGGACGUUAAAAACUCAAAACUCGCGCAGGAUGUCCAACCAUCAGAACAGAUUGUUAUGGUAGGUUGCUGGCUCGCUAUGAAAGAGGUGAGUCUUCUUCUGGGAACCAUCAUAAGAAAAAUUCCUUUGCCUACUUCAGAAUCAUCAAAGUUUGGAAACUCAUUUUGUGAUGCUGUUGGCCCAACCACAUCUGAUGUAAUGCUUGAUUUGAAGCAACUUGAGACAAUUGGGAACCACUUCUUGGAAGUCCUUCUAAAAAUGAAGCAUAAUGGUGCAAUUGAUAAGACAAGGGCUGGAUUUACAGCUCUUUGCAACCGUUUACUUUGUUCAAAUGAUCCAAGACUUUGUAAGUUGACGGAAUCUUGGAUGGAGCAACUUAUGGAAAGAACUGUGGCCAAGGGACAAACAGUGGAUGACUUGUUGAGGAGAAGUGCUGGUAUUCCUGCGGCAUUCACAGCUCUUUUUCUCUCAGAACCAGAAGGUACCCCGAAAAGGCUCCUCCCAAGGGCACUACGAUGGCUAAUAGAUGUAGCAAACAGAUCUUUGCUGGAUCCAACUGAAAUGAACUUCACAAAUGGUGACACAUGUAAUAAUGUAUUAACAAAGUCGAAGCAAGCAACUGUUUCUGCAUGGCCACCCGAGAUGGAUGUGAAUGAAAAGGCCUCAAAGCUUCGAGAUGAGGGUGUUGUUCCCACUGUGCAUUCAUUCAAUGUACUUAAAGCUGCUUUCAAUGAUACCAAUUUAGCAACAGAUACAUCAGGUUUUUCUGCUGAGGCUCUGAUUAUCUCGAUACGUUCUUUCUCAUCUUCAUAUUGGGAGGUCCGGAACAGCGCCUGCCUUGCAUACACUGCCUUGGUUCGUCGCAUGAUUGGAUUCCUUAAUGUGCAGAAACGAGAAUCCGCACGCCGUGCAUUAACUGGGCUUGAAUUUUUUCAUAGGUAUCCUUCAUUGCAUCCAUUUUUAUUCAAUGAACUGAAAGCUGCAACUAAGUUGCUUAAGGAUUGGUCCUCCGAACAUCCAGAAUCCAACUUUGCAAAUGUUGUGCACCCAAGCCUGUGCCCUGUGCUAAUCAUUUUAUCACGGUUCAAGCCCUCUACAAUUACAAGUGAAACUGGAGAUGCCCUCGACCCUUUCCUGUUCAUGCCAUUUAUAAGGAGAUGCUCUAUUCAAAGCAAUCUUCGAGUUCGUGUUCUUGCAUCAAGAGCCCUAAUUGGAUUGGUCUCUAAUGAGAAACUACCAAUUGUCCUACUCAAUAUUGCCUCUGAUUUGCCUCGUACGGAGGAUCAAAUGAGAUCAGCUUCAGACUCAUCAGACGCAUUCAGCACAGCCAAUGGAACACAUUGUGCGUCUUUUAAUUCAAUUCAUGGAAUGCUACUGCAGUUAAGCUCUCUUCUGGAUAAUAAUUGUAGAAACCUUGUCGAUUUCUCUAAGAAAGAUCAGAUUCUCGGAGACUUAAUCCCAGUUCUUGUGAUGCGUUCAUGGAUUGGAAGUCCCAGAUUGUGCCCUUGCCCCAUCCUCAACGGCAGUUUCUUAAAUGUGCUAGAUAAAAUGCUAAGUAUUGCUAGAACGUGCCAGACAAGCAAAAGCAUUAGUGCCAUUUGGAACUUCCUUUGGGAGUUAUCUUCAGAAUGUUUAGAUGUAGAAUCUUCUCAAGGGGCAUCAUAUUAUGAUCCAACUGUAGCAGAACUUCGCAAACAAGCAGCAAUUUCCUAUUUCAAUUGUGUUUUCCAAGCAUCUAAAGAAGUAGCUGAAGAAGAUAUCCUGAUGCCACAUAAAUGCUCUACACCUGCUUCUUUGUUGGUGUUACCUGAAAUAGAGAAUGCUAUUUCUAAAUUUCAGGAAAGGUUGAUAUUCUCCUUAUCAGAUGCAUCAUACGAAGUUCGAAUUGCAACAUUGAAGUGGCUUCUUUUGUUUGUGAAAGCAACCACAUCUGGUACAGAGACCGGUGAUCAAUCUAUCAAUGAUACUAGCAUUACUUGGUGGUUCAGGACUAACCUCCAGCCAACACUGAUGAAGCUUUUAGCAGUGGAGAAGAACCACAGAUGUACACAUUACCUUCUAAGAAUUCUUUUUACAUGGAACUUACUUCAAUUUCAGAAACUGGGCACACAACAAUGUGCGGAAACAACAUAUGUAGGUGGCAUGGAUAGUAAUUCAGUGUACCAGUUUUGGGAUAAAUUGGUUUCUUUAUACAAGGUCACAAUACACAUAAAGACUCGAGAAGCACUCAUCUGUUGCAUGGGAAUAUGUGUAAAGCGGUUUGCAGAUCACUUUACAAGCUCUGUUCUUUCUUACAGAGGGAUGGGGAUUGCCAAAGGAUUUAGUCAACCUGAUCAAUGGGAGAGAUCAGCAUUGUACGAUUACAUUACUUAUUAUGUCAAACUGAUUGAACAACAUAGUGCCUCAUCAGAGCCUGUAAACAUGCGGAAGGCAGCUGUAGAGUCGAUUGUUGCAUCUGGUUUACUGGAACAAGCCAAGCUUAUCGGGUCUUCUGUCUUCAAUAACCAAAUUCCGUCAGAAGAUCCAAGUUCUUAUUCUGAAACAGAAGAUCCAAGUUCUUAUUCUGAACCAAAAGAAGCUGUCAAUAUUUAUGCACAUAAAAUACUGGAUGUAUGGUUCACAUGCAUCAAGCUUCUAGAGGACGAGGAUGUUGGGCUUAGAAGAAGGCUUGCUAUGGAUGUCCAGAAGUGCUUUACUUCCCAAAAAUCUCGAGAAAGCUGUGAGACUGGAGUGGUUCCAACCCAAGUGGAGAGAGUGAUUGAAUUGAGUUUUGAACAUCUAUCUUCAAUUUUUGGUCACUGGCUCGAGUACUUCAAUUAUCUUUCCUCAUGGGUUCUGAACACAGCUUACUAUGUGACAUCCAGAGGAGAUCUUGUUAGACGGGUUUUUGACAAGGAGAUCGAUAAUCAUCAUGAAGAAAAGUUGUUGAUAUGUCAGAUCUGUUGUUCCCACUUGGAGAAGCUUCAAAUUUCAAGAUCAUGGGCAGUUGACUUCCCUGACAAACUUUGGGCUAGAAAUUUCUUGAAAAAAUGGCGAACGAGAUUUUUCCGUCAGUUGAUAUCAUUCUCCAAUGACCAUGUUGGUAAACAGGGAGGGAUUGAGUGGAUUGGUGGUAUGGGUAACCAUAAGGAUGCGUUUUUGCCCCUAUAUGCAAAUUUGCUUGGCUUUUACGCCCUUUCAAACUGCAUUUUUAGUGGGGAACCCGAGGAUUGUGAGUCUCUGCAUUGUGAUGCUGUUGAACUUGGGAAAACUAUCCGUCCAUUUCUUAGAAACCCUCUGAUUUCGAGCUUAUAUUCGUUGGUUAUUAAGUUACAUGAGAAGAUGGCCGGUGCUACUGCUGCCCAUUUGAUCCACAUUUCUAGAGAUGACUCUACCUGGGAUGAUUUUGAUCCUUAUUUUCUGCUUAGGUGAGACACAAUUUGUAUACUACAUUACUAUAUCUACUUGAUCCAUGUAGUAGAGAUUCAUAGGACUUAGAUUCUUGGGGAAAAGUAAUCACAAAUUUUCUCCCCAAAAUAUGUAUACGGUGUACUGUACUACAUUUUUAGCCUACACUGAAAUCUGGCUUCUGAAACCCUCAAUUUCACUCGUCUUUGGUCAUGCUUUACCCUCUUGUUCUCAUUAUAAGUGCUUAUAGUUCAGAUCUU